Contarinia nasturtii (swede midge) is the source of this 3127-nucleotide messenger RNA. Its product is annotated as esterase E4-like. NCBI's taxonomy places the organism in Eukaryota, Metazoa, Arthropoda, Insecta, Diptera, Cecidomyiidae. The coding region runs from base 846 to 2753 and encodes 635 amino acids. The record is from RefSeq and is a predicted model, not a curated record. The transcript has 11 exons.
GGUCUCAGUAUCUCAUUUGCGACAAACCACCCACAAAACAAAGCAAAAGUGAUAUAAAUAUACGAUUAAAUAGUCAACAAAUUUUAUGUUAUCACAUCGACAUUGUGAGCAUAUAAAUGUCAGCAGACAAAUGUAUUACAAAAAAGAGUUUGUUAUUACACGACGACAAUGAAACAAAUUCCAAGUUUCAAACUGCAAAUGAAUCUGUUUAUCCCUUUUAAAACCACUCAACGUGAACACGUUGUCAUUUUGCCAUAAUCAGUAGCCGAACUAAAUGAGUGAGAUGAAAACAGUAGCAACAACAAUAACGCCGUACAACAGUAGCAUUUAAAAAAAAACGGUAUUAUUAAACCAGAUAAUAGUUGCACAGUAAAAACUAAAUUAUAGCGUGCCGGAACGAACAAAGCCAAAUUAACGAACAAAAGUCACAGAAACGCGUGACACUGUCCCGUAAAUUGACAAAAAAAAAAUUAAUAAAUAAUAAUAAAAGAGACAGAAAAAGAGAGAGAUGAAAACCAAGCUACAAAAUAUUUCGAAAUCAUCGUGUAACCAUUCAGUGUUCAUGAGGUAGAAUGAGAAUUCGCACACACAGCAUUCAGUUGUGAAAUAUCAGUCGAUUGAACUGAAAUCGCGAAAUAAAAAAAAAAAUCUGUAAAUGAGAUAAAGAGUGAUAUUCGAAAGAAGAAACGUGCACAAUACAAAAUAACAGACAGAUAGACAGGCCGUCAGACAGCCGUAUGUCGAUAGAAUAAAAUAAAAAUUCAUAUUCAAAACAAUUUGCGAGUUGAAUGAUUGUGGUGCAUAGUGAAAUACGGUGUAAGUGCGUUUUAUGUUGAUUAAAAGCGAUGAUUUAUCAACGAUGGUAUAAAAUGUGGUGGUAUGCGUUCACAUUUGCGGUGGUCAUGCCAUUAUGGUUGGCAUUGAUAAAUAGUGUAGUAAAUGGUGAUGCUGAUGUGGUCGAAGUUGAUAUUGAAAGUGGUCGAAUUCGUGGAAAACGUAGUUUAACCCUUUACAAUGAAAAACCGUACUAUUCAUUUCGUGGCAUUCCAUAUGCUCAUCCACCAACAAAAGAUUUACGUUUCAAGGCACCAAAAAAAGUCGCACACUGGAUUGAUCCGCGUGAUGCAUUCGACUUUUCCAACGAUUGUACGCAAUUCAAUUUUCAAACGAAUGAGGUUUUUGGUAACGAAGAUUGUUUGUACCUUAAUGUGUACGCACCAGUAGAAGCCAUUGAACAGGCAAACGAUGGUAAUUUCUCAGUGAUUGUAUAUGUCAUGGGAGAAGCAUUUCAAUCAGGCAGCGCACAACAUUAUGGACCCGAUUUUUUUAUUGAAAAAGAUGUGAUCGUCGUAACAUUCAACUAUCGCUUGGGACCGAUUGGUUUCAUGUCGUUGAAUUUACCGGAUUAUGCCGGCAAUAUGGGCCACAAAGACCAAGUACUCGCACUCAAAUGGGUCGACAAAAAUAUUAUACAAUUUGGCGGCGGUGGAAAAACAACGCUCUUAGGACAUGAUUCAGGUGCGAUAAGUGUAAGCUUGCAUAUGAUUUCACCAGCAUCAGUGGGAUUAUUUGAGAAUGCGAUUAUGUUGAGCGGUUCAGCGCUCAAUCCAUCAAUACCCAGAGUUAAAGAUCACUUGACACUUUUAUACAAUUUGGCCGAAAGUCUUCAUUAUCCCGUCGAUAAUAAUCGAGAUCUAUUGGAAUUUUUACGCCAAAUUGAUGGAAAACUGUUAACAAAACGCACCCAUCAAGAUUUUAGCAAUCCUGGAUUCGGUCGUCGAAUGGCCAAUUUAAUUUGGGCUACUGCCGUUGAACAUCCGCAUGCGGUUGAUAAAUUCAUUGACAAAACACCAUUUGACAUUCUCACUGAUGACAAUUACAAAACUAAUGUGAACGCAUUAUUUGGUUGCACGUUCGAGGAAAUGUACGGCGAAUUCAUUGAAGAGCUCAAAAAUCCGGCCUUGUUGAAGCCGUUUGAUGAAAUAUUCGAGUUACAGUUACCGCUACGAAAUGCCAAACUUAAAUUUCAUUCGAAGGAAUACAAAGAAAUGUCGACAAAAGUGCGAGAAUUGUAUUUUAAAGGGAAUCGCGUUGACAAUGACACAAUAACCGGAUUUCAACAGUUGAUGACCGACGUUUGGUUCUUAUACGGUAUUGACUUAAAUGCACGCAUACACGCCAACAGAACGACAGGACACACAUACUUUUCAACAUUUUCCGUGAAGAGUGACUGGAAUUUAAGUAGUCGUAAAGGCCGGAAAUUUGCAUUCAACUUCAAUUUUUCUAAUCAUUUUGAUCAGCUGCCAUAUUUAUUCCGAUUGAGUGGCCAACAUUUACUUCCGGAAUCAUCGUAUGAAAAUCUUGCCGAAGAUUCCUUCGAACGCAAAAUAAUCGAUAAAUUGACCGAUUUUUAUGCAAACUUUGCAAAGUUUUCAAAUCCAUUGCCGGAUGCCAAUCCAAAUUUAUUCCAAAAACGAAAUGCAACCGAUGUCGAUCCAUACCAUUAUUUAGAUAUAACAAAUCAUGGUAUUAUUGCAAAAAUCAAUCCGAAUCGAAAGCGCAUCGAAUUUUGGAAUGACAUAUUCGAAAAGUAUAGUGUACAUUGGCAAACGCGUGAAUUUAAUUUGAAUUCGUUGGCUGUAAAAAUUCCAUUGCUAUUGCUUGCAUCAUUGUUAAGCGCAAUAUUUUGUUGCAAAGGGAUCAGCAUGUGCUUGAAGAAAAAUCGAAAAUCAAUGACUGUUCAUUCGCAUUGAGUGAAUGAAUGAAAACCAAAGACAUCUAUCCCAUAUACAGAAACACACAUACGCAGAGACACGCAGCGGGAACAGACACAUUUAGUCAAAAAAAAAUACUAAUUAAGUAGGCACGAUGAAUUAGAAUAGAAAUGAAUCUGAGUUGUUUUAUUUUCAAGAUGAGUGAAGAGUAUCAAUUGUGUAUCGGUGACACAUCAAGUCAAACGCUAUUGUUAUUCCGGUUGUCUAUCGAUGAUAUAAUUGCAGUGCAAAGUGACAACAAUCUUAGCCUCUCACAUUUUAAUUUGAUAGACAAUUAGCAUUGUUUUUAUUAUAGAUAAUUAGUCAAUACAUGUAUAAUGAAUAAAGAAAAAUGAACACACAAGCACGCACUA